GUCCAUCAUCUUCCCUUAUAAAAACACCCUUUCACUCCGUCCAUCUCUCUCUCUAGGAAGAAUAAGAGAUUUUCCCCUUAACUCUCUUCUUCUUCUUACCAGUAAUUGCAAUUUGAAAUCUGCAUUUUCAUUUUCUUGGAAAUCAUUGAUCUUGAAAGGGAAACAGAAAGACGAUGGCGAGAAAUAACAACAGCCACCAUCAAGACAACAGUACAAACACCGCCACCCCCGGCGGACCGGUGGUGGCACUGUCCAAGAAGACUUUGCCAACUGCAAAAACCGUUGAUACACAGUCCGUUUUAAAAAGGUUGCAAUCCGAACUGAUGGCCCUAAUGAUGAGCGGAAAUUCUGGAAUAUCUGCUUUCCCUGAGGAAGACAAUAUAUUCCAUUGGAAAGGAACAAUUACUGGCAGCAAAGAUACAGUAUUCGAAGGAACAGAAUACAAGUUGUCGCUAUCCUUCCCUUCCGACUACCCUUUCAAGCCUCCAAAGGUCAAAUUUGAGACGAGCUGCUUUCAUCCCAACUUCGAUAUGCACGGGAAUAUAUGCUUGGACAUAUUACAGGAUAAAUGGUCGUCUGCCUACGAUGUGAGGACAGUACUGCUAUCCAUUCAGAGCUUGCUUGGAGAGCCUAACACGAGUUCACCUCUCAACGCUCAAGCAGCAUCACUAUGGGGAAAUCAAGAAGAGUACAGGAAAAUGGUGGAGAAAUUAUACAAGCCCAGUGGAUAGAGAUUUCUCAAAAUGCAAUUGCGCAUUUCAUUCUUUUCGUUUUUACUGCUGAUAAGGAAAAUCAAUGGCACAAUUCUUUCCAUUUUACUUUAGAAAAGGAAAAUCGUUUACUUUUAUUUGUUUAUGUUUAAACUUUCAAGGACUUCGAAUUUGAAGCGAUAUACUAAAUGAAUGUGCGCAAUGUAAUGAGUUAGUGAACU
Olea europaea var. sylvestris is the source of this 931-nucleotide messenger RNA. Its product is annotated as ubiquitin-conjugating enzyme E2 20-like. The record is from RefSeq and is a predicted model, not a curated record. Lineage: Eukaryota; Viridiplantae; Streptophyta; Magnoliopsida; Lamiales; Oleaceae. The transcript is spliced from 6 exons. Bases 174 to 731 code for a protein of 185 amino acids.